GGCUGGCUUGCAGCUGUGCCACAGACCUGCAGGGGGCGGCAGCUACAGCUACAGAAGGAGCGAAGAAGAAGAAGAAGCUGGAGCAUCAACAGACUGCUACAACAUCGAGGACAGCGAGUGUCGUAAAGAGGAUGCCUUUCCAUUUCUGUCCCCAGUGUGGGACAAAGUUACAGCCUGGCUUCAGGUUUUGUCCAUCAUGUGGGGAGAAGCUUCCCUGUCCUGCUGAUGAAUCUGUCCCCGUGAGCUCCACGGCGUCUUUAAGUCUCUCUCCACCCAGAAAGACUGAAGCAGCAGCAACGUCGGUGGUUAAAGCCAGCCUCACUUCGAGCACAAGCUCUGAGCCCGCUCAAACUCGUGCAUGUAUCACCUCAACUCCUGUCACAACUCGUCCUGCACUGAGAAAGACCCGUAACUCCCUUCGUCUGGACAAGGAAGUUAAAUUCAACAUUAUAGAUGUCACUCCUCCCGUGGUGACCUCCACCAACCCUGUCAGAGAUGACAAGACUGAAGAUGUUAUCGUUGGGUUGGUUGCAACGCCACCAAAGCAGCACACGGUCACUUUUAAACUUGAUGCAGCGGCAGAGCCAACUUUGGAGUCUUCUUCUUCUCCUGUUGGAAAAUCUCCUCGAGCUGGAAGGGGAAAGGCAAAACUCUCCAGUCCUGCUAUGAAGCAGCUAGAUGAUGGAAAGAGGCUGACUGAUAAAAGAAGCAGGAAAGACGAGGAAUCAACGGUAGAUGCCGCUCCUGUGGCCGUCUGCUCGCCCCUUUCCUCACCAAUCUCCAGAUCUCCUUUAAAAGUUACAGGUAAAAGCAAAGCCAAGAAGGCAAAGUUUGUGCCCGCUGUGGAGCCGCUGCAGGAAGGUGAGGAGGUGACAGACACGACAGGCAAGAAGUGGAAGCUGGUGAAACUGCUCAGUCAGAGCACGACAGAGCUCAUCUACGAAGUUUCCCAAACAGUUUCACGAUCCAAAGACUCAGAUCACAUCCUCAAACUGGGAGCGAAAGAUGGAAGAAUCUUCAAUGAGCAGAAUUUUCUGCAGAGAGCUGCGAAACCUGCAUCUGUGGACAAGUGGAUCAAACAGAAUAAGAUGGAUUUUCUGGGGAUUCCCUCCUGUGCCGGAUUUGGUCUUCAUGCAGAUUCCCACAGGUUUCUGAUUUUCCCCAACAUGGGCCGGUCUCUGCAGUCUGUCAUGGAGGAAGAGGAUGAUCUUCUGUCAGAGAAAGUUGUUCUCCAGAUGGCCUGUAGAAUAUUAGACGUGCUGCAGUAUAUCCAUUCAAACGAGUACGUUCAUGCAGAUAUCAGCGCAGAAAACGUUUACAUCAAACCAGGACAGAAAUCACAGGUAUACCUAGUAGGAUACUGCCAUGCUUUCAGAUACUGUCCAGGUGGACAGCAUGUAGAGUACCGUGAAGCCAGCAGAACACCCCACGAGGGCACCGUGGAGUUUAUCAGCCUGGACGCACAUAAGGGAGCAGCUCCGUCCCGGCGCAGUGACCUGCAGUGUCUCGGUUACUGCAUGCUGCGUUGGCACACAGGGAUGUUGCCGUGGGCCGCCCUCACUCACCCGGACCAGAUAGCCACACAGAAACAGAGGUACAUGGAGGAUGUUCCUGCAUUGUUGAGUCACUGCUUUGGGAAGAAGAGAGUUUCCAGUGCCUUUCAAACAUACCUGACUACAGUGAUGGCUCUGCAGUACUCUGAGCAGCCGGACUACUUGACACUGAAGGCUGGACUCAGUGCUGCUUUACUGCAGCUUGGGGGGUCGGUCGAGCAGCCGCUCAGUUUUUGAGAAAUGGAACAAAUAGAAGACAGUUGGAAGAUGUUUUGGUGUUUGUUUUUAAUCAUGCUGUGAUGUUUUAUUGCACUGAAAGCAGACUGUUGUUCCGGUAUGUGUAAACAACACUCACUUGGUUUUAAUUAUUUAUAUUGUUGUGAUUUUUCAGAAGUUGCACUGUGGGGUUUAGAGUUUCAACGGGGCGACGUGAAUGGGAGAGUUCUGGGUUUUGGGAUAUAGUUACACUUUAAGUUACAUUUGUCACACUGUUCUCGUAAACUUUAACUGGUUUUAAGUACUUUGACAGAUUAUUUUCAUGAAAUGUUUUUUAAUGAAUGUACCCAUUACACAUUUUUAGCUCUGUUUUACCUGUUUGACACAAACUUACUACUGCUGAACGUUUCUUUAAGACGAGCCAACACAUGGAUGUGGAUUAAGCUUUCAUUUCAGUAUGUAUGUAUAGUUUAACUUCCUGAAUAAAACUGAUAUAUUUCUUACUAAAA
Larimichthys crocea (large yellow croaker) is the source of this 2278-nucleotide messenger RNA. RefSeq names its product VRK serine/threonine kinase 3 (gene vrk3). NCBI's taxonomy places the organism in Eukaryota, Metazoa, Chordata, Actinopteri, Sciaenidae. The record is from RefSeq and is a predicted model, not a curated record. The coding region runs from base 132 to 1790 and encodes 552 amino acids. The transcript is spliced from 16 exons. Gene Ontology annotation, biological process: protein phosphorylation. Gene Ontology annotation, molecular function: protein kinase activity; ATP binding.